Clonostachys rhizophaga is the source of this 2385-nucleotide messenger RNA. The record is from the annotation of a GenBank genome assembly. NCBI's taxonomy places the organism in Eukaryota, Fungi, Ascomycota, Sordariomycetes, Hypocreales, Bionectriaceae.
AUGGGCUCAGCGUUAGGCACCCAAGCACCGCCUAAAGAAGCUACUGCAGUCCGCUGGACGUUACCACUGGGUCCAGACCCCUCAUUUCAGAAGCUGCCGCCCGACUUGUCCUCGCAACGCAACGUCAUCAACCUUGAUUGCACGACAACGCCGGAAGAAGCACGAACCCACGGCAUUGCGACCCGAGAGCCCUACCUCAGCCCAGGAGGUAGAAUGGUGAGCCAACCGCAGAACCCAAACAGCAGCCACCCGCGGCCGCUGUUCGGGGCCGAGCUGGAGGCAAGACCCCCUGAUGGCAACCCAGUCUUCGAAAUGAGUGGGGAGUCGGCACCUUCGAAGGACAACAACAGCACGAACAAUAUAUACCCAGAGAGGAAGGAGACGGGUCCGAAUUCUCAGGCUCAUCCGUGGCCGUUCUACUUGGAUGAGCAAGGCCAGAGACGACCGAUCAUGGAGGAAGCCGGUAGACCACAGGCUGCGGCCAACGACGACAACGAUGCUGUGCCUGCUGCAUUGGCGAUCAAGUUCGCGGGGCGUCCUGCGGGCUCCGAUGCUUCUGCAGAGGUCCGGCCUCUUGUGAUGAGGCCCGCCAGUCCAGCCAAAACGGACUCCUUUAUCCCGGCGCCGCUCAACAUCUCUCGACCUUCACAGUCAUCACCCCCUCCACUCUCACCCAAGACGUACAAGCCCUAUCAGCCGCCAACUUCCCUGGAAGAGCCAAAGUCGCCAUCGAUCGCUGGUCACUUUAAGCAUGAGCCAGGCCAAGCCUAUAGGCCCUACCGUCGGCCGUCAUAUGAUGAAAGGCCGUCUGCGAGCGCUACGGCUGUUCCGACCACGGCGCCUGCAUCAGGCUAUGGAAUAGUUGGGAGCGCUCCAACUUCGCCAGCGCUCUCGGCUCAACCAUUUAGAUAUCCAUCUCCCGCGGGCAAAGAGCAACAAUCUCUGGCAGCCGUUCCACCAACGGGGUCUCCCAAAAUACCUGCGGCAGGCUCGCCCGCUCUGGGGAAUAGAACACCGUCUCCUUCUCUCAGACCUUAUCAACCCCCAUAUUCUGAAUAUGAGGCAGGCAGCCAGGUAAACCAGUCACCCCCACCGCCCGUUCCGCUCAAGACUCGCCCUCCCGCGGUUGAUUCUAGCGCUCAGCAGGAGGCCGGAGUGCAUGCUGGACAGCCAGCAAGUCCGCCUAUUCCUCCUAAAAGUUCGUCUCCUCCACAGCCUGCCGAGAUAGUUCUAUGGCCACAUCCACCGGCUUCUGGCCCAGAUAAGAAAACGGCUCAAUCUUCAUCAACAAAUGUACCCGUCAGUGGAAGUAGUCCGGGACCUUCGAAGCCCACGAGCCCUGCUCCGGAGCAAGUUGCAUCUUUUAUUCCAGAUCCCACUCCUAUCCCGGUUGAGACUAAACCUCCUCCUGUUGCUGCCCCGAGCUCUCAACCCAGCCCCCAACCCAGCCCUCAGCCAGCCCAGCAGCCAAGUGCUUUCAUCCCUCAAGCAACAUAUGCUUCCAGCAGUGCUCAGAAUGCAGAAGCAUCGGCAAGGCCAUCGAAGUUCCCUCAGUUUCCGGAAGUCGACCAGUCCAUUCCCUCGGACCCGCCACCUCCCUAUAUGCCGUCUGCAACGCAUGGUUCCGGUUCCCAUUCUGUUCCAUCCGAGAAACCUUCUCUGUUCCCACCUCCGCCGCAAAUUGCCCCUCAUUUGCCUCAGACCGAUUUCCCGACUCAGCCUACCUAUGCUUCUCAGAGCCAGCCAUCAUCCCCGCUGCCUCCUCAGUCUUUCUCGUCAUCCUACGGGCAGCCUCCUUCUCAACCACCGCCUUCCCUUGGCCAACCACCAACACAACCACCCCCAGGACAGCCCCUAUCUCCGCAGGCUCCAUCCUCUACGCAAGAUGAUUGUCUUCCGCCACCUGGCCCACCGCCUUCGCAUACGCAAUACGCAUACACCCCACUUCCAGGCCAGACAUAUCAUGUUCUUCAACCUCCCCCACCUCUCCCCCCCAGACCUAGUACCGCUCAUGCGUAUCCUUCAGUGGGAUUGAGUACCAAUCCAGUUAAUUCAAUGGCUUACCCCCCUCCGCCGAAGACCCAUUACGUAGCUCAACCCCAAGCAGUUGCUGGGCCAUCACACCCACCAAGUUCUCAACGACCGGCGGGGGGUAAGCUGUUCGGAAGCACAGUGGCCAAGAAAUGGCUUGACAAAACAAGCCAGGUACUAGAGAACAAGGUUGAAGAGAUUCUCCAGAACCACCCUGACCCGAGAUUCCGACCUCAGGCAAACUCCGGCCACGCGCCGCAACAGCCUCAAUACGCGUCUCAACAGCCUUCCGGGCAAUAUUACAACAACACCGGUUCUGCCACACCUCAACCUCAGUGGCAACCCCCGCAUUGA